GAUUUUCAGAACCUGAUCAUGAAUAUAUCGAGAGGAUUCAACUGAAUUUGUCGCUCGGAUCUUUAAAGGGGUCAAAGCGAAACCUCUCCCCCCGGAUAUUUUUGGAAAGCUGACAUUUCAAAUCAUCGAUACAGGAAAAGAAUUGGAUACUAUUAUUAUUUACUGUUUGUUUGAGGAGAGGCAGGGAUUUGAACAUGGGAUGUUUAGGCAACAGCAAGACAGAGGAUCAACGCAUCGACGAGAAGGCGCAAAGAGAGGCGAAUAAGAAGAUCGAGAAACAGUUACAGAAAGAGAGACAGGCGUACAAAGCAACGCAUCGUCUACUCUUAUUGGGCGCUGGGGAAUCCGGGAAGAGUACUAUAGUCAAACAGAUGCGGAUCCUGCACGUCAACGGUUUUAACGCAGAAGAAAAAAAGCAAAAAAUUUUAGAUAUCCGGAAAAAUGUGAAGGAUGCAAUUGUGACAAUAAUAUCUGCAAUGAGCACCUUAACGCCUCCUGUGUCAAUCGCUAACCCGUCCAAUCAACCUAGAGCAGAGUACAUCAAAAGUAUAGCUCCACUCUCAGACUUUGACUACACAGAGGAGUUCUUUGAACAUGCAAAGCAUCUAUGGGAUGAUGAGGGUGUGAAGGCCUGUUUUGAGCGCUCGAAUGAAUAUCAGCUCAUAGACUGUGCACAAUACUUUCUGGAAAGAAUCGAGUCUGUUCGACAGAAUGACUACACUCCUACAGACCAGGAUUUACUGAGAUGUCGUGUAUUAACUUCAGGGAUUUUUGAAACUCGAUUUCAAGUGGACAAAGUAAAUUUUCAUAUGUUUGAUGUGGGCGGUCAGAGAGAUGAGAGGAGAAAAUGGAUUCAGUGCUUUAAUGAUGUGACUGCCAUCAUCUUCGUAGCAGCCAGUAGCAGUUAUAACAUGGUCAUAAGGGAAGACAACAGCACCAACCGGCUGCGCGAGUCUCUUGAUCUCUUCCGCAGCAUCUGGACUAACAGGUUUUUAAGGACCAUUUCAGUAAUCUUGUUCCUCAACAAGCAGGACAUGCUCGCCGAAAAGAUCCUGGCAGGAAAAUCUAAACUUGAAGAUUAUUUUCCAGAGUACGCUCGCUACACACUUCCCCCUGAAGCGACCCCUGACCCAGGAGAAGAUCCGAAAGUGUCCAGGGCAAAGUUUUUUAUCCGAGAUGAAUUCUUGAAAAUCAGCACAGCGAGUGGCACAGACAAGCACUACUGCUAUCCUCACUUCACCUGCGCUGUGGACACUGAAAACAUUCGCCGCGUAUUCAAUGACUGUCGUGACAUUAUUCAGAGGAUGCACCUACGCCAGUAUGAACUGCUGUGACUGGCCAAAACCAACGCUUUUCCAGUCGUACAUCACACGGGCUCUUUGAAAACUACUGAAGAGUGACUUUGUCUUGUUUUUCCCCCCUUUUUUCACUUAUUCGCUUUUUAUUUAUUUAUUUAGUCCACAUGUAGUCUUUAUCCGAGGAGGGGAAUGAAUGUGUGUAUAAGAAGAAACAUGUUGUUUUAUGUUCGUAUAACAUCCAGGUUGUUCAUUCUUUUCAAAUGUAUUUUGUUGUUUUUCAGCAAUGCCUGGCUUUAGAUUAGAUGUAUUAGAUCUGAUUAGACCGGCUGACAUAGCGUAAACCUCUGGUAACCUCUGACUUGUGCCAGUGUGGUCUAAUCGUUGACUUUUUUCCCCUUCGUCGAAUGAAGGGGAUGUUAGAGUACUUGACAAAGAGGGUUUAAUUAAAGGUUUAAUGAAG
Messenger RNA from Danio rerio (zebrafish), 1758 nucleotides. RefSeq names its product guanine nucleotide binding protein (G protein), alpha activating activity polypeptide, olfactory type (gene gnal). Gene Ontology annotation, cellular component: plasma membrane; heterotrimeric G-protein complex. The record is from RefSeq and is marked provisional. Lineage: Eukaryota; Metazoa; Chordata; Actinopteri; Cypriniformes; Danionidae. Gene Ontology annotation, biological process: signal transduction; G protein-coupled receptor signaling pathway. Gene Ontology annotation, molecular function: metal ion binding; GTPase activity; GTP binding.